Messenger RNA from Nannospalax galili (Upper Galilee mountains blind mole rat), 1122 nucleotides. It is a transcript of the gene Cela1, whose product is annotated as chymotrypsin like elastase 1. NCBI's taxonomy places the organism in Eukaryota, Metazoa, Chordata, Mammalia, Rodentia, Spalacidae. Gene Ontology annotation, molecular function: serine-type endopeptidase activity. Bases 30 to 830 code for a protein of 266 amino acids. Gene Ontology annotation, biological process: proteolysis. The transcript has 8 exons. The record is from RefSeq and is a predicted model, not a curated record.
AAGGGGCAGUGGUCUGCUCUCUCAGCAACAUGCUGUACUUCCUGCUUUUCGCCGCUCUGGUUCUGUAUGGACACAGUACCCAGGACUUUCCAGAAACUAAUGCACGGGUGGUUGGAGGUACCGAGGCCCAAAGGAACUCUUGGCCUUCUCAGAUUUCCCUCCAGUACCUGUCUGGAGGGUCAUGGUACCACACCUGUGGGGGGACCCUCAUCCGGCGCAACUGGGUGAUGACAGCUGCUCACUGCGUGGACAGCCAAAUGACCUUUCGUGUGGUCAUCGGAGACCACAACCUGAGCCAGAACGAUGGCACCGAGCAGUACGUGAGUGUGCAGAAGAUCGUGGUGCACCCCAACUGGAACAAAAAUAACGUGGCUGCAGGCUACGACAUCGCCCUGCUGCGCCUGGCCCAAAGUGUUACCCUCAAUAACUACAUCCAGCUGGGUGUUCUGCCCCAGGAGGGAACCAUCCUGCCUAACAACACUCCCUGCUACAUCACUGGCUGGGGCAAAACCAAGACCAAUGGGCAGGUGUCACAGACCCUGCAGCAGGCUUACCUGCCCACUGUGGACUACAGCAUCUGCUCCAGCUCUUCCUACUGGGGUUCCACAGUGAAGAGGACCAUGGUGUGUGCUGGUGGAGACGGAGUUCGGUCUGGAUGCCAGGGUGAUUCUGGAGGCCCCCUCCACUGUUUGGUGAAUGGUCAGUAUUCUGUCCAUGGAGUGACCAGCUUUGUGUCCAGCCUGGGCUGUAAUGUCUCCAAGAAGCCCACCGUCUUCACUCGGGUCUCUGCUUACAUUUCCUGGAUGAAUAAUGUCAUAGCCUCUAACUGAACAUUUCCUGAGUCCAGUGGCCUUCUCAAAAUGGUUCUGAGAUCUGCAAUAGGAUUUGAAGUCAACAAGAAGAUAGGGCUGGGUGUGGUUUAGUGUGGAGCACUUGGCUAGCAUAUUCAAGGUCCUGGGCUCCACCCCUAAUACUGCAAAGGAGGUAGAGGGGUCUUGGGGCUGUAGCUCAGUGACAGGGGCUUACCUAGCAUGCAAGAAACCCAGGGUUGGAUUUCCAGCACAGGGGUGAGGGGUGUUGAAAAAGAUUCUGAGACUGUUGAACCAGAUAAAGAGAGGCAAA